AUGAAUAUUUUUUUGUUAUUUAUAAUCAUAUUACUUGUUGUUGAAACAAUUCUUGCUCAUCGUGGAUUUUCUUAUGAAAACCUUGGUAGUUUUUGCAAGAACAAUACUCCACAUGAUAAUCCAAAUCUUCUUCCAAUUGAAACUGGUCUUCCUCGUUUGAUUCGUAAUAUUGAAAAUGGUUCACUUUAUCAAAUUGGUAUUGAUGAUGAUCAAACAUGGCUUAUUCAUGUUUGGGGUAUGAAUGGUUAUGAUUAUGGAUUUGCUUAUGGAACAUUAUUAAAUGAACAAAUUAAUAAAUUCAUACCUAAAACUUAUGCAUAUUUUGAGAAAGAAGUUAUGGAAAAACUUGAACACUUACAAGUACCUGACUGGUUUAAAAAAAUAAUUGCUAAUAAAGGUUUAGCUUUUGCAUUAGAUCUUCAAAAUACAUUAGUUGAACCUUAUAUGGAUAAAGAAAUUUAUAAUGAACUUCAGGGUAUAUCAGAUGCAGCAAAAAUAGAUUAUAAACUUUUAUUACGUAUACAUAUGUUUGGAGAACUUACACGUGCUCAUUGUUCUUAUUUUGGAGCUUGGGGUAAAGCAACGCUUGGUGGUAAAACACUUCAACUCCGCGCAUUUGAUUGGGAUAUGAGUGCUGAUUUACAAGCCUAUCCAGUUAUUACUAUUUAUCAUCCCCGAUCAUCGAAAUUAGGUCAUACAUUCACUAAUAUUGCUUGGGCAGGUUAUAUUGGUGUUUUAAGUGGUAUGUCGUCGACAUUAUUAGGUAUGACAUCAAUUGGUGUUGAAUUUCCUGAUGAUACAUUUGGCGAUGAGAGUAUGUCUGGUGAACCAUUUAUUUUUGUUUCAAGACAUAUUUUACAAUAUUCUCAAACAGUUGAUGAUGCUCUUGCUUAUAUUAGUGAUGUUCGUCGAACAUGUCAUUUAAUCAUGGGUAUUGCUGAUGGAAAAUUAAAUACAGCUCGAAUGAUUCAAUAUUCACAUUCAAAAGUUAAUUUUUUUGAUGAUCUUAAUUUGCAACCAGCUGCUGAGUGGCAUCCACAAAUUACAAAUGUUGUUUAUAAUGGAAUGGAUUGGCUUUGUCCAUCAUAUCAAUAUAAACUUUAUCAACAAAUUAUGGAGCAAUAUGGUCAUAUUACACCAGAAUCAACUAUUCAAAAUAUUUCUGCUGUUGUUAAAACAGGUGAUGUACAUGUCGCUGUUUACGAUCUGUCAGAAAAUAUAUUAUAUUUGGCUAAUGGAGCAGCUUCUAAUAAACAAGGACCAAAACAAGCUUAUCAACGACAAUUUAAUAAAUUAGAUCUUAAAAUAGAAUAUGAUCGAAAACAACCAUCUAUCGAUGUUGUUGAAGAUUAA
Messenger RNA from Adineta steineri, 1353 nucleotides. Lineage: Eukaryota; Metazoa; Rotifera; Eurotatoria; Adinetida; Adinetidae. The record is from the annotation of a GenBank genome assembly.